CCAGUACACAAAGUGAAACCUCACUGUUACCGUUGGCCUUUACCAUGAAGUCUCUUACACUGCUAUCGGCCUUCUUUGCUUCGGCACUGGCUGCCGUUAUCCACCCCCCGAAGGUGUCCUACGAUGGCUACAAGGUCUUUCGACUAGCCGUCGACAACGACAAUAUUGAUCGCAUCAACGGCGUUAUUGAUAAGCUGAACCUUCAGACGUGGAAGGCUGCUAAGAAAACAGGCUCCUUCACAGACAUCGUAGUCGAGCCCAGCCAGCUGGAAGCUUUCAAUAAAGAGACAUUCGGCUUGAAGACCAUUGUCAUGCACGAGAAUCUUGGUGCCUCCAUUGCAGACGAAGCUGCUUUCCAGCCCUAUGCUGUUGGCGCUGUCAACAGCACAUGGUUCACCUCAUACCAUGCCUAUGCAGACCACCUUCAGUUCCUCACAGACCUGCAUACGCAGUUCCCCAACACUUCGGAGAUUGUCACUUCUGGCUCCUCUCUGAACGGCAACCCCAUCACUGGUAUUCACUUUUGGGGAAGUGGAAGCAAGCCUGGCGUCAAUCCUGCCGUUGUCCUGCACGGAACUGUUCAUGCCAGAGAAUGGAUUGCUACCAUGGUUGUCGAGUAUUUUGCUUAUACUCUCCUGACAAGCACCGACGCUACAACAAAGAGUUUUCUGAACAAAUAUGACUUUUACGUCUUUCCUGUUGUGAAUGUCGAUGGAUUUCUGUAUACCCAGGCCAGCGACCGUCUGUGGCGCAAGAACCGUCAAACAAACUCUGGAAGCUCAUGUGUCGGCCGUGAUAUCAACCGAAACUGGAAUUACAAGUGGGAUGUUCCUGGAGGCGCAUCCACUGAUCCUUGCGCCGACGAUUACAAGGGCGUUAGUGCGGGCGAUACCGUCGAGUUCAAGGCUCUGUCUUCAUACAUUCAGAAGAUCAAGACUGCCCAAGGCCUCAAGCUAUACAUCGACUAUCACUCCUACUCCCAACUCUUCAUGACUCCCUAUGGAUAUUCCUGCAGCGCCGUCGCUCCCAACAACAACGAGCUGCAGUCUCUCGCAAAGGGCGCCGUUGCCGCCAUCCAGGCCGUCCAUGGAACGUCGUUUGCCUACGGCCCCAUCUGCUCGACCAUCUACCAAGCCACCGGCUCCAGCGUCGACUAUGUCAAUGAUGUUAUCGGAUCGGACUACACCUUUACUUCUGAGCUGAGAGACACUGGCAGAUACGGCUUCGUGCUGCCAGCUAACCAGAUCCAGCCCAGCGGAGAGGAGGCCUAUGCAGGCUUCAAGUAUUUGCUGCAGAACAUGAAAUAGGCGUUGGUGCGCAGGCGUGAUGAAAGACGCAGAAGAGAAGGAUUAAAGUAAAAUAGAUAUAUCAAUUCAGAAGCUCCCUUUUGAGCCUUUUGAGUGAAUCCUGGCAGUUUUUCGUCAGCCCUUGAGAGACUGUGAAACGC
Molecule: messenger RNA, 1447 nt
Organism: Trichoderma atroviride IMI 206040
Lineage: Eukaryota; Fungi; Ascomycota; Sordariomycetes; Hypocreales; Hypocreaceae
Biological process (GO): proteolysis
Molecular function (GO): metallocarboxypeptidase activity; zinc ion binding
Source: RefSeq, a predicted model, not a curated record